This is a messenger RNA of Schizophyllum commune H4-8, 909 nucleotides long. RefSeq lists its product as uncharacterized. The record is from RefSeq and is a predicted model, not a curated record. NCBI's taxonomy places the organism in Eukaryota, Fungi, Basidiomycota, Agaricomycetes, Agaricales, Schizophyllaceae. The coding region runs from base 1 to 909 and encodes 302 amino acids. The transcript has a single exon.
AUGUCAGACCAAGUACCCACCCAAGGUCCAGCUCUCAAAGCUCUCCGACCCUACAUGGACACGAUAGACAGGCGCGAAUACGCCUGCCAUCCUUACUUCGUUGUCUGCUUGCUCCAAUUAGAGAAACGUCUCGAACGCGAUGGGGCUGCUACUCUCGCGACUGGUGCGACCUACGACCGUCUCAUCAACUUCCUCGUGCAUCAUCUCUUCCGCGUCCUCGCUGGCUCUCGCAGCGACCCGACUCUAGGGUGUCUUAAGCAGCACUGCAAGGAUAUGUACAAAGCACACCCCUACAUCUUGGACUUCUGUCGGUCAAAGUGCCUGCCAAAGGGUGGGAAGCACCGCGAACUCGCGAAGGACGAACGCACCGGCGUCGAGGUCAUGCUCGACAUCCUCACCCGCCUCAACCAGGUCGAGACUUUCCUCCACAACGCAGCGAUCGCUCCUUCUGCUUCGCACUUCAACCUCAUCAUCGUCUGGCUCAAGCAUAAACGCGACGCUGUUGCUCCCUCCCUCGUCCGCUACCCUAUCCUCGCGUCUAGUCCGGCUGUCCUACUCGCGCUCAUCGACGCUGUCGCGAAUUAUGCGGCAGGCAACGCUAUGAAUGCGCACGUUCUAUUCAGCGUCGCCCACUACGUCGCCCAGUGCAGCGGUCCUUCUCAAGGAGGGGCCUGGCGCAACUUUCUCCGGGGCUUGGACCCUGACCAGGCCCAGGUUUUCGUCUCUUCCUGCACCUUCAUCCUUAAUUGGAUGGACGUUCAAGGCGAGCGACCUCGCCCCCAGAUUAUCAGCUUCCGCGAGAACCUGAUAGAGGCUGCUGCUCACCUCGUAGCCGUUCGCCGGCUGGCAGUCAACGAGAUUAGCUGUCAUCGGCUGAUUUGGGAACGCGCCUCCGGGCGCGUCCAUUAA